This is a messenger RNA of Exophiala mesophila, 5354 nucleotides long. RefSeq lists its product as hypothetical. Bases 3456 to 5354 code for a protein of 632 amino acids. Lineage: Eukaryota; Fungi; Ascomycota; Eurotiomycetes; Chaetothyriales; Herpotrichiellaceae. The record is from RefSeq and is a predicted model, not a curated record. The transcript is spliced from 7 exons.
GGGAUCCACAAGACGAUUCUCGUUCUCGCGGCUUCAUUACACUCUUUGCGCUUCCUUUGCGCUUCCCAAGCAGGCUCCUUGGGGAACGCAACGCGCCACUGCCUUUUGAUAUAAUCUCGACUUCCGCGUCAAUCAUCCUGGUGGGUAUCUUUGAAGACACAGCGCAAGCUUCAGAGGCAGGCAAUCUUCCCCGACUGGCUUGUGAGCGCUUCCUGGUGACCUUUUCGAACAAUAAGAUCUAUCAUCGUUUCACCUCUGUUCCUUACCUAGAAUACUCCUCGAUCACCCAUCUGACGACCAUAAAUUGUGCUUGACGGCUGUUGGGAUAGCACUCCCACGCCACCAAUUAACCAGCCUGCAUCUCCCCCAGGGCGAAGUCCAGAAUUGGGAGCCGAGGUGACCCCUGGGGAUUGCCAACUGUUCACCCCACGAAAGUCCCCUGGGAAGACCCCGACCAAGCCGGGGUUGAUUGGUGCAAACUGAUUGGAAGCGCCACCAAAAUUUCCAUCGUUCACCUCGCCCACCACCCCUCUUGGGACAGGCGGAAAUGCAUGCCCCGGCCUGAAAUCGAUGGCCGUGGGCCGUCCAACGCCAAUGUCCUCCAUUUCUCGCCCUCGCCAGGUCAGCAAAACGUCCUCGCGCUUCGAAACAAAUUUGUCACUACCACGAGGAUCUUCUACGACGCGGACGUCUCUGAAGAUUGAGAACGUUGUGUGAGUGCGACGUUCUUCCCUGCGGACCAUGAAGAUGGCACCAACCCACCACAGUGCGGACAGCACGAUAACGGCACAACCGACAGUGGGGACAAGGAACCAUGGUAGAGAGAUACUGUCAAUCACAGGCGUCAACAUGUCUUCAGGAUUAUCUCUUGAUGACGAACUGCCGUCUGGCUUGACCCACGAUGUGACCACCGGGAACAGAUUCCCAACGAGAUAAAUGACGGAGGUACAGACACUGAGCCACGGCUUGAUGUUGGGCGUCUUUCGCCGCCAGUCUCGGUGCUUUCGGAAUCUUAGGGAGAGCAGUCCCACUGCCAGAAGACUGCCAAAACAGGCGUUGAGGACGUACGCGGUGGUGCCAGUCAAAAUCAAAUACGUGUGUUGGGGUGUUGCCCCGUAGGUGGCCAAUAUCAAGAUUGUGCAGGUCAAGAAAUGCAGCACAAACGCGCCCACCGGGGUUGGCUCCGUGUGGUGCUCGGGAGCGAGGCAACGCAGUUGUAGUAGACCUGCAAAGGGACGACUGAUGGCGGGGGUCCUACGUGCCCAUCUGAGCAUUCGGCCAAACGAGAAGUCCACAUCGAGAGCCCAGAAUUUCGGCCAUGGGAGCAGCCCCUCCUUCCCAAUCUCCUGUUUAACACGGGCUGCAGUGUAUGUCAUGACGAUGAUAUUCCCCAGGCUGGAAAUGGCUAGGAAAGUGCUGAAAACCCGUCUCCCCGUUUCGGAGUCCGCGUUAGGGGAGAUGGCGCCAUACGUGAGGUCAAAGAAUGAUUCCACCACAAUGCCGUCGUGGAUCUGCAUUUCCUUUGGAACAACCGCCAUCUGUCAACGUGAAAUCCGUCAGUCUAUUCUUUGGGGGCGAUUGAAAGCCGAGAACUCACGUAGCUCACGUUGACUGCGAUAUAAAGGAUGCAGACAAUGCUCAAAGCUAGAACCAUGGCGAUUGGAAAAGUCCGAUGCGGAUUCCUGAUCUCUCCUAGGACAUACUACCAGUUGUGCGACGUCAGUACAUCGUCGGGAUCUCUCAGCUUGUGGCGCCUUCGGUGCGUCACUGUAGCCUCAGAAGGAGAACUGCACUCACAUUCGGUUGCUCAAAACCUCCGAAAGCGAAAAUGAUGGAGAGGAACGCUUGGGCAUAACCAUUCGCGCCAGACGACGAGCCACUAAAGACGUGCGAAGGUGAGAGGUUUUCUGACAAGGUCUGACUUCCGUGGGAAUCAGGAAAUGCGCGAGCGCAGUAGCAGAUUGCUGUUACAAUGAUGAAGAGCAUCAUACAGAGCUUGACCAUGGCAAACAGAGUGCUGAGCAUGAUACCACCUUUUCGCGAGAAGCCGUGGAUGAAGCAGGCCGCAAGAGACACAAAGAUGGCGACGGCGCGGAUCGAGCCGUUGUUCGGGUUCUCGAUGCCAGACGCUUCAAAUAUACGGAUGGCAAAGACGACCGCAUUUCCUGCCAUGUUACCGAGGAUGAUGAAUGAAAUACUAAACAUCGAAGCAACGAAUGGAAGUGUGUCAGGGCCGUGUGCUGGCUUCCGAUAAGUAUAUUUGAACUGCGAAAAGAUCGCCACCUGAUCUCGGCACGGCGAAUUCAUUGUUGCCCCUCUCCUCAAUCCGUUUCCGAGGCACAUUGAGACCAUAUUCAAUGUAGACGUGCAUUCCAGACAGAGCAUAAACAAUGCCGGCGAGCCACAGGAGCAGGGUGCUGCCAGUGCUCUGGGUGUUCGCGAUGACCCGGCUCGGUGUUUGGAAAAUUCCAGUACCUGACGAAGGGAUCAGCUCCUGGAACCUAGAGGGGUUUCUCGUCAGGUGAACUCACCAAUCAUCCUGUUGAUUAUGAGGCCCAUAACAGCGACAUAUCCCAGCUUGAACGGGGGCUCUGGUGCCCAAGUUACAAGUCUUCUGGGGUCUCCAUUCUCUGAGAAUAAACUAUCCACGUCGUGAAGAUCAAUCUGCUGCGACCGAGCGUGAUCAAAAGGAGCGGCAGGGCUUGAAGCACUGUCUACGGAAUGCAAUUGAGCGUUAUCCAUAGCAGAGAUAGAAUUUACAACACUUUCUGGAGAGGGGAUCCAGAGAAUCAGAACACAAAGGCAAGAAAUGUCAUCUUUGAAAUCUGUCGCGAGGAUGGCACAACCCUCUCCCAUCUCGCAAAGGUGCGGCUGAUGGUCAUCGAGUCCAUGUCAAUCUGCUCUCCGGUCGCCUUGCCAAGGGAGGCAUUGCCUUGCAAGCGCACGCUGCCUUCGUCGCCUUAGCAAGCCUCACCGCUAGACUGUGUUGUGGCUGUCAUAGUGAACAGCUGUCAUUGGAUGAAGUUGCUCGGUACUGGCGAAAAUGUAAGAACCAAGAUAUGCCAACAACAUUCAGAAGCGAUAAGGGGGGUACCACAGCCUGAUCGAGCACCACGACGUUGAUGAAGGAAGAUGUUGCAACAUGUUGGAUAAGAAAGGUACCAUAAAUAUGACCAGUAGCGCCGAGCUACUAGAGAUUUCUCUUUUAGCCUGCCUACGACGUCCAACACAGGCAUAGACAACACGCUGCCCACUCCAGAUAGCCAAAAGAAAAUCAAUCUUUCCUUUUGGAUAGCUAUUCGACUCACUCAUCAUUUACGUACUCUUAGGGCAAGUAUGAUUCAGCUCGGUGACAUCAUUCAGGUUAGCAAGACGGCGUGGGAAAUCUAUAGCAUGGGCUGGUUGGGGACAUCCUCCGCUGGUAAGUCGAAAGAAACCCUUCACGAGAGCUUUUCAUGCCUUUUCUUGCUGCUCAUGGACUUGUAGCAACACAGUAUGCGCAAUUUGGAAGGGCUUUCUUUGGUCUCGCAGAUAGCUUGAACUACUUGGUUCAGGAAUUGAAGGAUGCCUACCAACAUGCCACACAGCAAUCCCGUGGAGAUUUUACUGCUUUGGACGAGAUCAUUGGAGACUACUGGAGAACCAUAAUAGACUGUAAAGCACUUUACGAGAAGAACCGUCUAUAUGGCAUGCGCAGCGGUCCGCUGGCAAACAUCGAAUGGAAUCUCGUGAUUCAGCCGGAGGCGGCUGCUCUACAACAGAGACUCUUGUUGCAGCAAACCAAAAUUCAAAUCAUCGUAGAACCUUUGAGACUUGAUCUACUUCGUCAGAUCCUUACCGGAGUUCAUCAAGUCCAAGAUACGGUCAAUGAUGUCUACGCACUCGUCCAGCGUUUGGUCGAUCAAGGGGCGACAGAACAGCAACAACAGCUCCAGCUCCUUUGGUCAUGCCCUGUUGAGAUUGCCCAAAGGUUUCACGCGGCCGCUCAAGGAGGGACUGAAUCUCAGACGGGUGUAGCAAUCCGACCAUUGUCAGAAGCCACCGAUGCCUUUCUCUAUCAUUUUGAAAGGUCGACCAGAGACGCCGGGUCUCCAGACAGAGAGCACUUGAGUCUUUUGAAGUGUGUGUGGCUAAUAGAACAGAUCGAGGGCCAUGCAGACCUUGGACAUGCCGCCAACAGGUUCUACUGGAGGUCGUACGUAAGAGGUCUUAAGCUGAGACUCUCCCAGGAUUGCAGGAGAUUCAAUUCUGACCACGGUUCUGACCACCUGGCUCUCACUGCAAGCGUACGGCCAUGGCCAGACUCGGAGUUCUUCAUCUGGCCCCCAAUCAUCCUGGGGCCGCUUCUUCCUCCCAUUGUUACGUUUCCAGAUCUCAUAAUGGAGGAAAUCCUCGUUGCCGAGUUGGCGAGGCCAAGGCCUUCGCUUGAUCGACGUCUUCGCCUUCUACGCGGGCCGAACGGCAAGAUGCGUAUGGUCAUAUCAGCGGUAGAAAGAAUUGGCGAAGAAGAAAGAAGUGACAGUCAGACAUUGAAUUUCAAUCUCGAGGUGGCCGAACUAGUUCCAUUGUUCGCCAUUUGCUUGGACGGAGGUCUGCCAAAAUGUAUUCUCAGAACGGAAUGGGAUCAGGCAGAGCUAGAAUUCAGAUCUAUAAGGGAGGUUUUGAAGUUUCAGAGUGCCAUGACCGGCUACGAGGUCUACAAGGAUUACUCAAAGCAAGUGGAGAAACUCGGGCUUUUCCUGACAACGGGGACCCUGUUCGAAGUUGGUGCAGCUCAUAUUCAGCUUUGGGUUCCACGGGCUUCUGAAAGGCCACCUAAGACGGCUUCGACUCCUGGCUCGGAUUCUGCUUCGCCGCGAGCGUCUUUCGGGCCAGACUCUUCUUCCCAGAGCUCUUUGCGUUCUCGAGACAGCACCUUCAGUCUCGAAGGCCCUCGUCGCGGAUCAGCUGCGACGUCUACUCAGUCUAUGUCAGCUGUUCAACCGACGCUUUCAGCAAAAGCUCAAAAGGCAAAGGAACCAGCCCGCGUUCCUAGCGAGAGGGUUACCUUGGAAGAAGGACCCCAACCGCCGUUGCUCGUUUUAUUCCUCACUGCUAUCACCCCCCACCAAAUAACGGGAUUCGACCCUAGCACUGCGCCUGGUGGCGCUGGAAUCAAAGAGGCAUUGUGGUCUUCCCGCGAAGAGGAUCAGCGUCGAAGACCUGAGCUCAUGGGAUCUGAUGCGCUGGCGGACCUCAACCCAGGCGUUUUCUCACAAUACGUCGCGCCUACCGUCUCAGAACGGACAGCCACAGAUAUUCUCUCACCUCCACAGGGUCACUCUCUAUUUCCGCGACCCGCAUUCAAGACGUGA